AUGCCUGAAGACCUUGACAGCGACGCGGACGCGUAUACCGCGCCUGCUGCGCAGGCAAGCUCCAGUGAAGCACAAACAGGAAAACCACAACCAUCUGAAGCCUCAUCUGCAGCAGGAGCCAAAGGCCAAGAGAAGACGAUAUCGUGUGUGUCGUGUAGGAGAAGGAAGCUGAAAUGCGAUCGGAUCAAGCCACAAUGCGGGACAUGCUCGCGACUACGACGUCAAUGCGAAUACCCAGAGCGCCGCAGAAACUUGGGCUCAAAGCGGCGGAAUAUGAAAGAGUUGGAAGAGAGACUUGCCCAGGUUGAGACCCGACUCGUUGCAGAACGGAAUAAUAUGGCACGCAAUACUCAAUACACUUCUGGUCAAGAUCUUGAAGCCGACUGGGACAAUCUCGCAGACAACAUGGAUAUGAGUUUGGGAGAUGGAGGGUUUUUCAAUGAACCGUUGAUUCUCGGUUCUUCCGGGACUGUAUUUCAAGCCCUUGCCCCCGGUCUCCCAUCGGAAGAAGAUCCUUUCUCCCAAGAGCUCAUAAGUCUUGGAGUCCAAGAACCUUUGCCCCCAGAAGAUUUGAUAAAUGAUUUGUACGCCAUAUUUUUCAACACGUUCCAUGUAUUUAUGCCUAUGAUCCACAAAGUGCGAUUCUUCGCAUCCUUGGAUCGUGCUCCCCAUAUGCGACCGCCUGUAUGCUUACUUUAUGCGAUGUGGACAGUCGCUGCAUCGAUGUCCGACGAGUACUCCUGUUAUGAAGAUCUCUUCUAUGAACGCACAAGAAGGUAUAUACAAGAAGCGGAGAUGAAGGGCCAUGGCGAAGCGUUUGUGAGCCUCUACCACGCCCAAACUUGGGGUUUAAUUGGAAACUAUGAAGCUAAAAAGACGUACUUUUCACGAUCAUGGAUGAGCAUUGGGCGGUUCGUUCGUAUGGUUCAUAUGCUAGGACUGCAUCGACUAGAUGGAGAAAGAGUGGACGUAAAGCAGAUAUUACCAGUGUCUCGAGACUGGAUCGAGCUUGAAGAGCGACGGAGGACCUUCUGGGCAGCAUUUUACGGGGAUCGUUGGGCGAGUUCGGGAACAGGCUGGCCUAUGACGAUCGAUGAAAGUGAGAUCUUGACAAAUCUCCCUGGAUCGGAAGAAGCGUUCGAGCAGGGGAUCGAACAGAAAACCAUCUCGUUAGAACAAGCGCUGGCCGCAGAAGGUGCAAGCCAUGUAAGUCCUUUUGGUGGGGUCGUUCUAGCAGCCGCUCUCUACGGACACAACUAUUACCACCUCCACCGGAAAGGUCCUGACGAAAACCCGGAAGACAUAUCCAAUGGCGAAUUUUGGAAGAGACAUCGAAAGAUGGACAACGUCCUCUCCAAUGUUUUUAUGUUUCUUCCUGACCAUUUGAGACUACCAUUUGGCCUUUCUGAUAUGAAUACGGUUUUUCUGCAUAUGAACAUACAUGCUUCUAGCAUAUGCCUUCAUAACGCGGCUGUCUUUACUGCCGAAAGGCACAAAACAGGAUCUACUAUUAUUCGGCAGAGUCGAACCCGGAGUUUGAUGGCAGCAGAUGAGAUUUCAAACAUCAUGCGUCUUGUCACUCAUGUCGAUGCUUCAAAAAUGAAUUCAUGGUGGGGUUUCUGUUUAUACAUUGCUGGCGGCGUUUUCAUCCAAGACUAUAAAACUGGAAGUCCUCGCCCUCAGACUUUGGCGAAUCUCGAAUUCCUCGUUGCCGCGAUGAAGGCACUCUCCAAAAGGCAUCCAGUCACCAAACAUUUUGUUGCCCAACUGGAGCUCGACAUUGAAGCCGGCGGAAUUCCUAUGCCCGGGCUUUCCAGCACACCCGAAACGCUCCAAAAGCUCUCUUCUGGAUUUCCCAACACCCCUAUGAAUGGAAUACUCGCCGAACGAAGGGGUGUCCCAAUGACGGUAGCAGAAAUCCAGAAUUUUAUACAAGAUCGGCGGGUUGCGCCUCAAACGUCGGUUGGCGAAAAUGUGUUUGCUGAUAACUUACCCGCACUCGGUAGUAUAAAAUUCCCCGAGGACACAAACUUUGGGAGCACGACAUAUGUAGAGAAUUUCUCGAGACAGCCUCUUGAGGCCAACAAUACAAACAAACGUGGGGCUCAUAUUAUUCCUCGCAUCCCGCCGAUUGUUCAGGGCGAUGACGGAUUUCAAGAUCUGUCUCCCCUGGCCAAUUCCGACUCAGGGGCGACACCUCCGUCCAGAAAUACACCAUCUUCUAACACCUCGAGUUCAAAUACCACACAGUUCCCAUAUAGACCAUCUGAGACUGAUAGUAGUAAGACAACUGCUCCCCCUCAGGUCCCUUGGCCGCCUACGGGAAACACUGCCUUCUUUUCGACCGACUGGAGAAUGGAUCCAGAUGAGCUCAAUGACUUCGCAAAUCAACAGGCAAUAGCGGACUCAGACGCAUUUCUAGACGAAACUAUCUGGAACCAUGAUUCUAGCCAUAGCUGA
Messenger RNA from Lachnellula hyalina, 2460 nucleotides. RefSeq names its product Citrinin biosynthesis transcriptional activator. Lineage: Eukaryota; Fungi; Ascomycota; Leotiomycetes; Helotiales; Lachnaceae. Gene Ontology annotation, molecular function: DNA binding; DNA-binding transcription factor activity, RNA polymerase II-specific; zinc ion binding. Gene Ontology annotation, cellular component: nucleus. Gene Ontology annotation, biological process: regulation of DNA-templated transcription; DNA-templated transcription. The transcript has 7 exons. The record is from RefSeq and is a predicted model, not a curated record. Bases 1 to 2460 code for a protein of 819 amino acids.